Molecule: messenger RNA, 2499 nt
Organism: Oncorhynchus masou masou (cherry salmon)
Lineage: Eukaryota; Metazoa; Chordata; Actinopteri; Salmoniformes; Salmonidae
Product: protocadherin gamma-A11-like
Biological process (GO): homophilic cell-cell adhesion
Cellular component (GO): plasma membrane
Molecular function (GO): calcium ion binding
Source: RefSeq, a predicted model, not a curated record
GCGCGCAGUCCGUGUUAUAGAGAACACCAAGCUGCGAUUCUUUUGUUCCAGCGAUAAGGAUUAUUGGAAGACAUUAUUGUUAUUUUCUGGAUUUGUAUUUAACAGAAUAUUUAAAAUUUCUUAACGGAUUCCAUGGUGGUUGUGGUUUCAUGGUGAAGGGAAAAUGUCGGACAGAACAAUGAAACGGCAAGUACUGUUGUUUAUCUCGGUCCUCUCUCUCAGUUCAGUGAACGGGCAGGUCAGUUACUCCAUUCCAGAGGAAAUGGCGACAGGCUCUUUAGUCGGUAACAUCGCGCAGGAUUUGGGGUUGGAUAUAAAACGACUAAAAUCAGGUAAUGCUCGUAUUCACGUUGGAAACAGUGCAGAAUGUAUUGAGUUGAAUAAAGAAAGGGGAGUUAUCCUUAUCAAAGAGAGAAUAGACCGCGAGGUGAUGUGCAGACAGACGACGCCUUGCGCACUACAUUUUCAGAUUAUUAUGGAGAACCCAAUAGAAUUUUAUCAAGUCACAAUUGAGAUUACCGAUAUCAAUGAUAAUGCUCCUGUUUUCAAAAAAGAUGCAAUGAAAUUCGAAAUAAGUGAAUCAGCUGUGAUCGGUGCUAAAUUUGUAUUGGAAAGAGCUUUUGAUUCUGAUAUAGGAGCGAAUGGACUACAAAGCUACUCCCUUAAUCCAACCGAACAUUUUAUAUUAAAAUUACAAGGUCAGGCUGAUGGAAGUAAAAAGGUCGAGAUGGUUUUGCAGAAGCCUUUAGAUCGAGAGAAACAGGAGCAGAUAUCUUUAGUGUUAACCGCCCUCGAUGGAGGUGAGCCUAAGAUGUCUGGAACAGUGCAGAUACACGUCACUGUGUUGGAUGUAAAUGACAACGCUCCGGUUUUUACGCAGGCAAUAUAUAAGGCCAGUUUGGUGGAAAAUUCACAGAGGGGUACAUUAUUGACUACAGUUCGUGCCACUGAUAUAGACAACGGAUCAAACGGUUUAGUCACUUACUCAAUAUCAAGUAGUAUCGAUGGUAUUUUGGAUCUAUUUGAAAUAAACGAGAGUAAUGGCGAGGUGCGUUUGAUAGGCAAGGUCGACUAUGAAACAGCUAAACAUUACCAGAUUGACAUAGAAGCAAGAGAUCAAGGCGGUCUUUCAGAUUCCAGUAAAUUAGUAGUGGACAUUGCCGACGUUAACGACAACAACCCUUUGAUUGACAUGAUGUCAACUUCUAAAUCAAUACCAGAAAAUUCCCCUUCCCAGACUAUUAUCGCUGUAAUGAGUGUCCACGACCCAGACUCUGAUAAUAACGGAGUCGUAAAUUGUGUUUUAAGUGAAAACAUUCCUUUCACCAUUAAAUCUACAUCGAACGGUUUCUAUAGCCUAGUAACUGACAGCGACUUGGACCGAGAGAGAGCCUCUGAGUAUAACAUCAGUGUGACGUGCUCUGAUGAGGGCGUGCCCUCGCUCUCCAGCAGCGUCACUCUCACCUUACAGAUAUCAGAUGUGAAUGACAACGCGCCUGUCUUUGAGAGGAGCUCAUAUGAGGCCUACAUUAUAGAAAACAACACACCUGGCCUCUCUAUAUUCACAGUGAAAGCCAGAGACGCUGACUGGAACCAGAAUGCCCGUGUUUCAUACAUACUGGAGGACUCCUCGGUUAACGGAGUGCCCAUCUCCUCAUAUGUGUCCGUUAGUGCUGAUGGUGGAGUCAUACAUGCAGUGCGCUCUUUUGAUUACGAGCAGAUCAAGGAUUUCCAGUUCCGCGUAAAAGCACAGGAUGGAGGCUCCCCUCCUCUCAGUAGCAAUGUGUCUGUGAAAAUAGUGAUCCAGGACCAGAACGACAACGUGCCUCAGGUUCUGUAUCCAGUCCAGACUAGCAGCUCUCUGGUGGCUGAAAUGCUACCUCGUUCAGCAGAUGUUGGAUAUCUUGUGACUAAAGUGGUGGCUGUUGAUGUGGACUCCGGACAGAAUGCCUGGCUCUCGUAUAAACUGCAGAAAGCGACAGACAGGGCGCUGUUUGAAGUGGGCUUACAGAAUGGAGAAAUAAGAACUAUACGCCAAGUCAAUGAUAAAGAUGCUGUGAAACAAAGGCUCACUCUUGUAGUGGAGGACAACGGGCAGCCCUCUCGUUCAGCUACAGUCAAUGUUAACGUGGCGGUGGCGGACAGCUUCCCUGAAGUGCUCUCGGAGUUCACUGACUUUACGCACGACAAGGAGUACAAUGACAACCUGACUUUUUACUUAGUCUUGGCUUUGGCUGUAGUCUCAUUUUUGUUCAUCACGUGUUUAGUGGUUAUUAUAUCAGUGAAAAUAUACAGAUGGAGACAGUCUCGCAUCCUCUAUCAUUCCAAUCUCCCGGUUAUUCCGUAUUAUCCACCGCGUUACGCAGACAUUGGGGACAGGAACUCUACAGCACGUGUACAAUUACGAGGUGUGCAGGACGACUGACUCCAGAAAGAGUGACUGUCAGUUCGCCAGACCCUGUAGCCAGAACGUACUGAUAAUGGACAGUUCUACAGGGA